Protopolystoma xenopodis is the source of this 210-nucleotide messenger RNA. The record is from the annotation of a GenBank genome assembly. Lineage: Eukaryota; Metazoa; Platyhelminthes; Monogenea; Polystomatidea; Polystomatidae.
AUGAGUCAACCUGAUGAUCGUAUUAACGCGAAACAGUUGCAGGACAGCUUGAAUCGGCCGUCGUCUUCAGAUGAGGUCGACCUCCACAUCUCUUCAUCAAACACACCUUCAUGUGAAAUGGAAUACUCCGUCAUCAUGUGUCUUACGUUGAUCGGUCAGAUCACCUGCAUCGUUCUGCUCUUCUCCACACAACGAGAGGUGAGCCAAUGA